GCCAGGCUCCUCAGACUGCACUUUCAUGACUGCUUUGUUAGGGUAUAUGAAGCUAAUUAACAUAUCAUGCCAGGUUGUGAUGGUUCCACUUUGUUGAACUCAACUGCGAACAACACUGCAGAGAAGGCCGCAACGCCGAACCUGACCUUGUUGGGUUUCGACGUGAUUGAUGAUCUAAAAGAAAAAGUAGAGAAAGCACGUCCAGGAGUUGUGUUGCUGAUAUUCUUGCUUUGGCUGCCAGAGAUUCUGUUUCAUUCCAAUAUAAAAGAAAUCUCUGGAAAGUGUAUACUGGUAGAAGAGAUGGCAUCAUUUCACGAGCUUCUGAAGUCUUGGGCAAUAUGCCUUCUCCUUUCUCCAACUUCACCGUCCUUAAACAAAAUUUUGCCAAAAAAGACCUCAACGUGCUUGACCUUGUCGUAUUAUCAGGUGGACGCAAUCGGAGUAGGGCUCUGCAAUGCCUUUAGCAACCGGCUCUACAACUUCACUGGGAAAGGCGACCAAGACCCUUCAUUGAAUCCGACCUACGCUGCUUUCCUCAAGACCAAAUGCAAGAGCCUAAGCGACAACACUACGUUCGUCGCGCAAUGGAUCCCGGUAGCGCUCUGUGUUGGAAGAAAGUCCAACCCCAUGUGUGAACCCAUGGACUUUUUGUGUGGAAGUUUGCUUCACCAACCUAGCUAGUUGUGGGUUAGGAUUGCUUUGUUGAAAUCAUGCAAGAUUGCAUGUUGAGCCAUUUAAUCAACAAAGAAAAUCAUG
Rubroshorea leprosula is the source of this 756-nucleotide messenger RNA. Lineage: Eukaryota; Viridiplantae; Streptophyta; Magnoliopsida; Malvales; Dipterocarpaceae. The record is from the annotation of a GenBank genome assembly.